This is a messenger RNA of Cynocephalus volans (Philippine flying lemur), 5679 nucleotides long. RefSeq names its product myosin VC (gene MYO5C). Gene Ontology annotation, biological process: vesicle transport along actin filament; actin filament organization. NCBI's taxonomy places the organism in Eukaryota, Metazoa, Chordata, Mammalia, Dermoptera, Cynocephalidae. Gene Ontology annotation, cellular component: cytoplasm; vesicle; actin cytoskeleton. The coding region runs from base 1 to 5679 and encodes 1892 amino acids. Gene Ontology annotation, molecular function: actin filament binding; ATP binding; microfilament motor activity. The record is from RefSeq and is a predicted model, not a curated record. The transcript has 42 exons.
AUGGCGGUGGCCAAGCUGUACACGCAGGUAGGAGGGUCGGCCGACCUGCGCGAGCGGAGCCCGCCCGGCGCUAACGCUGACUGUGCCUGCGCACAGGCCACACCUGUACACCUGGCGCGGGACGGGCUGGCGGCGGCCACAGGGCGCCGCGGCGGACAGCGGGCUCAGGGCUCCGGAGGGACCGGUCCCUGCCGCGGGGAAGGCACCCCCCGGGAGCCUGGGUCCCCCGGGGACGGGCAGGCCGAGUGGGAGGGGCUGCCUUCUCAGGGCGGGGGCUUCCCGGGGCGCAGGGGGCGCACGUACGUCCCCGUCUCCCGCGACUGGAGCACAGCGCCCUCUUCCUCCCCCGCCACCAGUGGACGUAGAAGCCGCAGACGCAGCGGACACAGCAACAGCAGUGGUGGCAUCCCGGAGGUGGGGGCCACUGUGGAUCAGAGCUACUCGUCCUUUAUGCGUAAGCCCAUAACCCAGGACCCCUGGUACAACAGGGUUUGGAUUCCUGAUCCUGAAGAAGUUUGGAAGUCUGCUGAAAUAGCAAAGGACUACAGAGUUGGUGACAAAGUGCUGCAACUCUUGCUGGAGGAUGGAACGGAGCUGGAUUACUCCAUUGAUCCAGAAUCUCUGCCUCCACUUCGGAAUCCUGACAUCCUCGUGGGUGAGAAUGACCUCACGGCCCUCAGCUAUCUCCACGAGCCUGCGGUUCUCCACAAUCUCAGGAUCCGCUUUGCAGAAUCCAAACUCAUUUACACCUACAGCGGAAUCAUUUUGGUGGCCAUGAAUCCUUACAAGCAGUUGCCGAUAUAUGGAGAUGCCAUCAUCCAGGCCUACAGCGGGCAGAACAUGGGCGACAUGGACCCUCACAUAUUUGCCGUGGCAGAAGAGGCAUACAAGCAGAUGGCCAGAAACAACAGAAAUCAGUCAAUAAUUGUAAGUGGAGAGUCGGGUGCUGGAAAGACAGUAUCAGCUCGGUACGCCAUGAGGUACUUCGCCACCGUCAGCAAGUCGAGCAGUAACGCACACGUGGAGGACAAGGUGCUGGCGUCCAACCCCAUCACCGAGGCUGUUGGAAAUGCCAAGACCACCCGCAAUGACAACAGUAGUCGCUUUGGGAAAUACACAGAAAUCAGUUUUGAUGAGAGAAAUCAAAUUAUAGGAGCCAACAUGAGAACUUACCUCCUGGAAAAAUCCAGAGUCGUCUUUCAAUCGGAAAACGAACGAAAUUACCACAUUUUCUAUCAGCUUUGUGCAUCUGCACAGCAGUCGGAAUUUAAACAUCUUAAAUUGGGGAGUGCAGAAGAAUUUAAUUACACAAGAAUGGGAGGCAACACUGUCAUUGAGGGUGUGAAUGACAGAGCCAACAUGGUAGAGACUCAGAAGACCUUUGUGCUACUGGGUUUGAAGGAAGAUUUCCAGAUGGAUAUUUUUAAGGUGCUGGCAGCCAUCCUGCAUCUGGGAAACGUGCAGAUCACCGCAGUGGGCAACGAGAGGUCCUCAGUUAGCGAGGAUGACAGUCAUCUGGAGGUAUUCUGUGAGCUCCUGGGCCUGGAGAGUAGCAAAGUGGCCAAGUGGCUGUGCAAUCGCAAAAUCAUCACAACCUCCGAGACAGUGGUGAAACCCAUGACCAGGCCCCAGGCUGUCAAUGCCAGGGACGCACUGGCCAAAAAGAUCUAUGCGCACCUGUUCGACUUCGUUGUGGAGAAAAUUAACCAAGCAUUGCAGUUCUCAGGCAAGCAGCACACUUUUAUUGGUGUUUUGGACAUUUAUGGUUUUGAAACCUUUGAUGUGAACAGCUUUGAACAAUUUUGCAUCAAUUACGCUAAUGAAAAACUGCAACAACAGUUUAACCUGCAUGUCUUUAAACUUGAACAAGAAGAAUAUAUGAAGGAAGAUAUCCCUUGGACUCUGAUAGAUUUUUAUGACAAUCAACCAGUUAUUGACCUGAUUGAAGCAAAAAUGGGCAUUUUGGAGUUACUGGAUGAAGAAUGCUUGUUACCACAUGGAACUGAUGAAAACUGGCUUCAAAAGCUGUAUAAUAAUUUUGUCAACAAGAACUCUCUGUUUGAAAAGCCUAGAAUGUCAAACACAUCCUUUAUCAUCCAGCACUUUGCUGACAAGGUAGAGUAUAAAUGUGAAGGUUUCCUUGAGAAGAACAGAGACACUGUCUAUGACAUGCUGGUUGAAAUCCUGAGAGCGAGCAAGUUUCAUCUCUGUGCCAACUUUUUUCAAGAAAAUCCAGUUCCUUCUUCCCCUUUCGGUUCAAUGAUCACAGUUAAAUCUGCAAAGCAAGUCAUCAAGCCAAACAGCAAGCAUUUCCGGACCACAGUUGGAAGCAAGUUCCGCAGCUCCCUGUACUUGCUCAUGGAGACCCUCAAUGCCACGACGCCCCACUAUGUUCGCUGUAUCAAGCCUAAUGAUGAGAAAUUGCCCUUUGAGUUUGACUCCAAAAGAAUCGUUCAGCAACUGCGAGCCUGUGGCGUUUUAGAAACAAUUCGCAUCAGUGCACAGAGCUACCCUUCCAGGUGGACGUACAUCGAGUUCUACAGUCGCUACAGCAUCCUCAUGACCAAGCCAGAGCUCUCCUGUGGUGACAAGAAGGAGGUGUGCAAGGUGGUUUUACACAGGCUCAUCCAGGAUUCUAAUCAGUACAAAUUUGGUAAAACGAAAAUCUUCUUCAGAGCAGGACAAGUAGCUUAUUUAGAGAAACUCCGGUUAGAUAAACUGAGGCAGGGUUGUGUUGUGAUACAAAAGCACAUCCGUGGCUGGCUCCAGAGGAAAAAAUUCCUCCGAGAGAGACAAGCUGCCCUGAUAAUCCAGCAGUACUUCCGGGGUCAGAAAACCAUGAGGAAAGCUAUUACUGCAACAGCCUUAAAAGAAGCAUGGGCAGCCAUAGUCAUUCAGAAGCACUGCCGCGGGUAUCUCGUUCGCAGUCUAUACCAGCUGAUCCGUGUCACCACCAUCACCGUCCAGGCCUACACCCGAGGAUUCCUGGCGCGGAGGAGGUAUCGAAAGAUGCUGGAGGAACACAAGGCUGUGAUCCUUCAGAAAUACGCACGGGCAUGGCUGGCCAGGCGCAGAUUCCAGAAUAUCCGACGAUUCGUGCUCAACAUUCAGCUUACUUACAGGGUCCAGCGUUUGCAGAAAAAGCUGGAAGAUCAAAACAAAGAGAACCACGGGCUGGUGGAGAAGCUGACCAGCCUGGCCACUCUUCGGGCCAGUGAUGUGGAAAAGGUUCAGAAGCUGGAAGCAGAACUGGAAAGAGCAGCCACGCAGAGGCAGAGUUCCGAGGAGAAGGGGAGGAGAUACAGGGAAGCCGUGGAAGAGAAAUUGGCAAAGCUUCAGAAGCAUAAUUCAGAACUGGAAAUACAGAAAGAGCAAAUGCAGAUGAAGCUUCGGGAGAAGACUGAGGAGUUGAAAGAAAAAAUGGACAACCUCACCAAGCAGCUCUUUGAUGAUGUGCAGAAAGAAGAACGACAAAGAACACUUCUUGAAAAAGAUUUUGAGCUGAAAACACAAGACUAUGAGAAGCAGAUCCAGUCUUUGAAAGAAGAAAUUAAAGCUCUCAAGGAAGAGAAGAUGCAGCUUCACCUGCAGCUGGGGAAGGAGCGCGUCACCUGUGAUGGCUUGAAGGGGGAAGUGUCCCGACUGAGCAAACAGGCACAGACAAUCUCUGAGUUCAAAAAGGAGAUAGAGCUACUUCAAACACAGAAGAUAGAUGUGGAAAAACAUGUGCAGUCGCAAAAACGGGAAAUGAGAGAAAAGAUGUCAGAGAUCACUAAACAACUUCUUGAAAGCUAUGACAUUGAAGAUGUAAGAAGCAGGCUCUCUGUGGAAGACUUGGAGCAUUUAAAUGAGGAUGGAGAACUCUGGUUUGCUUAUGAGGGACUAAAGAAGGCAACGCGUGUUUUGGAAAGCCAUUUCCAGACGCAGAAGGAGUGCUAUGAAAAAGAGAUUGAAGCUCUGAACUUCAAAGUGGUGCAUCUAAGUCAAGAAAUCAACCACCUGCAGAAUUUAUUCAGAGAAGAGAAUGAUAUCAAUGCAAGUAUCCGUCAUGAAGUUGCCAGGCUAACAUCAGAAAACAUGAUGAUCCCAGACUUUAAACAGCAAAUUUCAGAACUGGAGAAACAGAAGCAAGAUCUUGAAAUUCGCCUGAAUGAACAAACUGAGAAAAUGAAAGGAAAACUAGAAGAAUUGUCUAAUCAGUUAAAUCACAAUCAAGAAGAAGGAACACCAAGAAAGGUCAUAGCAGGCCAAAAUGAAAUACACACCAAAGAGAAUGAGAAGCUGAUAAAUAAGAUUCAAGAAAUUCAGGAGACCAGCGAGUGUUUGAAGAAACAAUUUGAAACAGAAAGUGAAGUCAAGAGUAAUUUCCAGCAGGAAGCAUCUCGUCUCAUGUUGGAAAACAGGGAUCUUGAAGAAGAGUUAGACAUGAAGGACAGAGUGAUUAAAAAGCUACAAGAUCAAGUCAAGACUCUAACAAAGACAAUUGAAAAAGCCAAUGAUGUGCACUUGCCCUCAGGACCCAAGGAGCACCUUGGAAUGCUGGAAUACAAGAGAGAAGACGAGGCCAAACUCAUUCAGAACCUCAUUCUUGACUUGAAGCCCCGAGGUGUGGUGGUGAACAUGAUCCCUGGGCUGCCGGCUCACAUCCUGUUCAUGUGUGUACGCUACGCAGACUCUCGCAAUGAUGCCGACAUGCUGAAGUCCUUCAUGAACAGCGCCAUUAAUGGCAUCAAGCAGGUGGUUAAGGAACAUUUAGAAGACUUUGAGAUGUUGUCCUUUUGGCUUUCCAAUACUUGUCAUUUCCUCAAUUGCCUGAAACAGUACAGUGGAGAAGAGGAAUUCAUGAAGCAUAACAAUCCACGUCAGAAUAAGAACUGCUUGAACAAUUUUGACCUUUCAGAAUACAGACAGAUUCUUAGUGAUGUGGCUAUACGAAUAUAUCAUCAGUUUAUUGUUGUAAUGGAAAAUAAUCUCCAACCAAUAAUAGUGCCAGGCAUGCUAGAGUAUGAGAGUCUGCAGGGCAUUUCUGGCCUGAAGCCCACAGGCUUCCGGAAGCGGUCGUCCAGCAUAGACGACACUGAUGCCUACACGAUGACCUCCGUCCUGCAGCAGCUGAGCUACUUCUAUAGUACCAUGUGCCAGAAUGGCCUGGACCCUGAGCUCGUGAGGCAGGCUGUGAAGCAACUCUUCUUCCUGAUUGGGGCUGUCACACUGAACAGCCUCUUCCUGCGCAAGGACAUGUGCUCCUGCAGAAAAGGGAUGCAGAUAAGGUGCAACAUCAGCUACUUAGAAGAAUGGCUUAAAGAUAAGAAUUUACAAAAUAGCUUAGCCAAGGAAACUUUGGAGCCCCUCUCUCAGGCAGCCUGGUUGCUUCAGGUCAAGAAGACCACAGACAGUGAUGCCAAGGAGAUCUAUGAAUGCUGCACCUCCCUGUCUGCUGUGCAGAUCAUAAAGAUCCUUAAUUCAUACACACCUAUAGAUGACUUCGAGAAAAGAGUGACUCCAUCCUUUGUUCGCAAAGUACAGGCUCUCCUAAAUAACCGGGAGGAUUCAUCACAGUUGAUGUUGGAUACCAAAUAUCUCUUUCAAGUCACGUUUCCUUUUACCCCCUCUCCGUAUGCUCUGGAAAUGAUCCAGAUCCCCAGCAGUUUUAAGCUAGGCUUUCUCAAUAGAUUAUAG